UUGAACAAGAGGAACCGCUACGAGGCACGGAGGAAGAGCGGCCCAGUACCAAUAAUUCAACUCUCAAGUCAAUAUUGAUGGAGUGGCAGCCAGAUGAGCAGGGACUUCAGCAAGUCCUCCAACUGCUCAAGGAUUCACAGUCGCCCAACACAGUCACGCAGAGAGCUGUCCAACAAAAACUUGAACAACUGAACCAGUUCCCUGACUUCAACAACUAUCUCAUCUUUGUUCUCACACGACUCAAAACUGAAGAUGAGCCGACUCGCUCUUUGAGUGGUCUGAUACUGAAGAACAAUGUCAAGGCCCACUACCAGAACUUCCCCUCAACUGUUGCUGAUUUCAUCAAGCAGGAAUGUCUCAACAACAUCGGUGAUCCCUCGCCGCUCAUCCGUGCCACAAUCGGCAUCCUGAUCACUACUAUUGCCUCCAAGGGAGAGCUACAGACAUGGCCAGAGCUGCUGCCCCAGCUCUGCAACUUGCUCAACUCAGAGGACUACAACACCUGCGAGGGCUCGUUUGGAGCACUGCAGAAGAUCUGCGAGGACUCGUCCGAGCUGCUGGACAGCGACGCUUUGAACAGACCGCUCAACAUCAUGAUACCUAAAUUCCUUCAGUUCUUCAAGCACUGCAGCCCCAAGAUUAGGUCACAUGCCAUAGCCUGUGUUAACCAGUUCAUCAUUGGAAGAGCGCAGGCCCUCAUGGACAACAUUGACACCUUCAUAGAGAGCCUGUUUGCGCUGGCAGCAGAUGAGGACUCCGAGGUUCGAAAGAACGUGUGCCGAGCCUUGGUCAUGCUACUGGAGGUCCGCAUCGACCGCCUCAUUCCCCACAUGCACAGCAUCAUCCAGUACAUGCUGCAGCGGACCCAGGACCCGGAUGAGAACGUGGCUUUGGAGGCCUGCGAGUUUUGGCUCACUCUAGCAGAGCAACCCAUCUGCAAGGAGAUGCUCUCCGGACACCUGGCGCAACUGACCCCUAUCUUGGUGAAUGGGAUGAAGUAUUCAGAGAUAGACAUCAUACUAUUGAAGGGAGACGUGGAGGAGGACGAGGCCGUACCAGACAGCGAUCAGGACAUAAAGCCUCGUUUCCACAAGUCGCGCACUGUCACCUUACAGCACGAAGGAGGGGAGGGAGAGGAAUGCGAGGACAUCGAAGAGGACGACGACGACGAUGACGACACGCUGUCCGACUGGAACCUGCGAAAGUGUUCGGCUGCAGCGCUGGACGUGCUGGCCAACGUGUUUCGUGACGACCUGCUGCCCCACCUCUUGCCGCUCCUCAAAGGCCUGCUCUUCCACCCCGACUGGGUAAUUAAGGAGUCCGGCAUCCUGGUGUUGGGGGCCAUAGCCGAGGGCUGCAUGCAGGGUAUGGUGCCCUACUUGCCAGAGCUCAUCCCUCACCUCAUCCAGUGUCUGUGUGACAAGAAGGCCCUGGUGCGCUCCAUCGCCUGCUGGACCCUAAGUCGUUAUGCACAUUGGGUGGUCUCCCAGCCCCCGGACUCCUACCUUAAACCCCUCAUGACAGAGCUUCUUAAACGCAUCCUGGACGGCAACAAGAGGGUGCAGGAGGCGGCAUGCAGUGCAUUUGCCACCCUGGAAGAGGAGGCAUGUACAGAGCUGGUGCCCUACCUGAGCUUCAUCUUGGACACGCUGGUCUUCGCUUUUGGGAAGUACCAGCACAAGAACCUCCUCAUCCUCUACGAUGCCAUAGGAACUCUGGCAGACUCAGUGGGUCAUCACCUGAAUCAACCUGAGUACAUUCAGAAGUUGAUGCCCCCCCUUAUUGCCAAGUGGAACGAGCUGAAGGAUGAAGACAAGGAUCUGUUCCCACUGCUGGAGUGUCUGUCGUCAGUAGCCACCGCCCUCCAGAGUGGGUUUUUGCCUUAUUGUGAGCCCGUCUAUCAGCGCUGUGUCACACUAGUCCAGAAGACACUAGCUCAGGCUAUGAUGUACAACCAGCAUCCAGACCAGUAUGAGGCUCCUGACAAGGAUUUUAUGAUCGUGGCUCUGGAUCUGCUCAGUGGCUUGGCUGAGGGUUUGGGGGCUCAUGUGGAGCAGCUAGUAGCCCGCUCUAACAUUAUGACCCUGCUUUUCCAGUGCAUGCAGGACACUAUGCCUGAAGUGAGGCAAAGCUCCUUUGCUCUGCUGGGUGAUCUAACAAAGGCCUGCUUCCUCCAUGUUAAGCCCUGCAUUGCUGAGUUCAUGCCCAUCCUGGGGCUCAACCUGAACCCAGAGUUUAUCUCGGUGUGUAACAACGCCACCUGGGCCAUCGGAGAGAUCUCGAUGCAAAUGGGCAAAGAUGUCAAGCAGGAAACAGAGGAUUGUCCAGGUGCAGAGAUGCAGCCGUAUGUGGGCAUGGUUUUGCCACAUCUGGUGGAGAUCAUCAAUAGACCCAACACACCCAAGACUCUGCUGGAAAACACAGCCAUUACGAUUGGCAGACUCGGUUACGUGUGUCCUCAGGAAGUGGCUCCACAGCUUCAGCAUUUCAUUAGACCAUGGUGCACGUCAUUGAGGAAUAUCCGAGAUAAUGAAGAGAAGGACUCAGCUUUCCGGGGAAUCUGCGUGAUGAUCGGCGUCAACCCAGCAGGAGUGGUGCAGGACUUUAUUUUCUUCUGUGAUGCUGUGGCCUCCUGGGUCAACCCCAAAGAUGACCUGAGAGACAUGUUUUAUAAGAUCUUACAUGGCUUCAAGGACCAGGUUGGGGAGGAGAACUGGCAGCAGUUCUCUGAGCAGUUCCCUCCUUUGUUGAAGGAGCGCCUGUCGGCGUGCUAUGGUGUCUAACCCAGCCUCCCCCUGGUCUACACUGGACACCGACCUGUUAGGUUAAUGUAGGGAAGGGUUACUGGGGAACUCAUUGCACUGCCCAGAUCGUGGGGUGAAACAAGAGCUGGAGGGAUGUGACUGGCCUUGACCCUCCACUCAGCGGACGGCCUCCU
Messenger RNA from Scomber scombrus (Atlantic mackerel), 2938 nucleotides. Its product is annotated as transportin-2-like. The record is from RefSeq and is a predicted model, not a curated record. NCBI's taxonomy places the organism in Eukaryota, Metazoa, Chordata, Actinopteri, Scombriformes, Scombridae. Gene Ontology annotation, molecular function: small GTPase binding; nuclear import signal receptor activity. Gene Ontology annotation, cellular component: cytoplasm; nucleus. Gene Ontology annotation, biological process: protein import into nucleus. The coding region runs from base 78 to 2783 and encodes 901 amino acids. The transcript has 26 exons.